AUGACGCCCGUGUCGCUGCCCUCGCUGCGCUACGAGCCGCGCCUUGCGUCGCCCUUCCCGGCGUCCGCGCUGCUGCCCGUGCGGCAGCUCCCGGUGCUCAGCAAGCGGCUCUGCCAGCGCCCCGAGGCCGUCAACAUCUCGCCCCAGAACUGCGCGCAGCCCGAGCCCACGUGGCGAUCCAAGCUGACGCCCGACCAGGCCGCCGCGCUCGCCAUCGCGCGUGAGGAGACGGGCUACGCGUCGCCCGUACCCAGCAGCAGGUUGCAGAGCGUGAAUGCGAGCGCGGGGUCGCUGCACUCGCCGCCCGCUGGCGCCUCCGCCGAGGCCACCGAGGACUGGAAGAAGGCGCGCAGGAAAGAGCAGUGCCGCAUCAACCAGGCUAACUACAGGAAGCGCAAGCGCCAGUACGAGCAGAAGGUGGCGGGCGAGAUCCAGGUGCUGGAGCAAAACAUCAAACAGCUCGAGGCCCACCGCGCCUCGGCCCUGCAGGGAGGACUCCAGAGCCCCGUCAAGGCCAUCGGAGACUUCUACUACGCCGUGGGCGUCGACGGAGAGCAGCAGCGAGUCAACGUGCACAACUUCCGCCUCGCAGACGGCAGCUCCCCGGCGCUGCAGUGUCUGCUGGACCUCCAGAGAGAAGAGUUCGACUCGGUCGAGUCCCUCAAGCUCCACUGGCUCUGGUACCGCGAGCAGUUCCGGGUCUUCCAGCUCUCGAUCUCGUCGUGCGAGCGCAUCGAGCUGGGCGAGCACGUGCUCAUCAAGAUCACGGGCCAGCUCGAGCUCGACAUCUUCUACGACGCCGAGCACCAGGGCGCAGACUGCCGGGGCUACGGCACCGUGACGUGCCCCAUCCUGCAGCAGUUCGAGUUCGAAGCGGGUGAGCAGAUUGUCUAUCGCAUCACGUCUGAGGUGGACCUCAUCGGCGGUAUCACGGCCGCGCAGGACCAGAGCGCCCCCGAGUGCACGCUGAGUGUGCUGCGCGCCUUCUCCGAGGGCUUCACCAUGUCGAACCGCUACAACCAACUAUAA
Phytophthora sojae is the source of this 1029-nucleotide messenger RNA. RefSeq lists its product as hypothetical. NCBI's taxonomy places the organism in Eukaryota, Oomycota, Peronosporomycetes, Peronosporales, Peronosporaceae. The transcript has a single exon. Bases 1 to 1029 code for a protein of 342 amino acids. The record is from RefSeq and is a predicted model, not a curated record.